AUGGAGUGGAACAGGGAAACCAUUUUACACUUUAUAAGUUUAAUAAAACAGCGACCUGCGUUUUGGGAUUUUCAAUCGCCUGAGUAUAAAAAUAAACGAAAACGCCACGAGGCUAUUGAAGAAGUGGGAUUGUUAAUGGGCGUUACACCUAAGGAAGUUAAUACGAAAUGGAUUAUUCUACGAAAUCAAUACAGUAGGGAAAAAAGAAAAAUUACAGAGAGCAAAGGCGACUCGCAAUAUACAACGAAAUGGUAUGCUUACAAAGAAAUGGAUGCCUUAAUGGCGCGUAACAAACGACAAAUUAGUAGCUUUUGGAUGCAGGAAAGCAAAUCAGAGACAGAAGACUCUUCCUGUAGUUCGCCACCCCCACCGUCUCCACGUUUAUCAGGUUCUGCAAAUCAACACAGCCACACGGACUGUGUAACUCAAAGUUCAUCAAUAUAUAAUAAAGCAAUUAAAACAUUAAAAGCUAUAAGAGAAGCAAAGAAUGAUAGUAUAAGCGACGAAUUAACAAAUUACGGAUUAUAUAUUGCAGCUCAUUUGAGAAAACUUUCACCACCAUUGCAAUCCAGAGCUAAAUAUGAGAUUAAUAAAAUAUUAUACGCAUUAGACUUAGAAAGCUUGGGGGAAUAUAGUGCUGCAACUCUUAAUGCAGACAGUGACGAUAUAAUUAUAACGAAAGAAUGUAAAUUUGAUCCACUUGAAAAGGAUUGA
Arctia plantaginis is the source of this 714-nucleotide messenger RNA. The record is from the annotation of a GenBank genome assembly. Lineage: Eukaryota; Metazoa; Arthropoda; Insecta; Lepidoptera; Erebidae.